Messenger RNA from Caenorhabditis remanei, 819 nucleotides. RefSeq lists its product as uncharacterized. The record is from RefSeq and is a predicted model, not a curated record. Bases 1 to 819 code for a protein of 272 amino acids. NCBI's taxonomy places the organism in Eukaryota, Metazoa, Nematoda, Chromadorea, Rhabditida, Rhabditidae. The transcript is spliced from 4 exons.
AUGAACUCCGCCAAACUGAUGGAAUGGCUCAAGGAGCACAGCCCAUUUCUCCCCAGAGCUCUAGCCGGUCUCGUCACAUUGGUCAUCCUCUUCGCCGCUCUCGUCCUAUUGAGGUAUCGAAAACAUAAACUGGUCGAAAAUCUGAUGCCUGGCGUGAUGGUUCGUGGACUUGUAUUGGCCCAUCUAGUUGGUUUGAUGGCUCCGGAAUACCAAUUGGAACAAGACCGGAUUACUGUAACUGUCGACAACUCGAAGGCUGUCUUCCUACCAGAUGGUUCUAUGAAAUGGAUCAAAAUCAGUUACCAGAUGUUUCUCUUGGAAAACGCCAGCGCGAUUUUGAUGAAAAUGCUUUGGCGAUUCAAUUUGUUGAGCACUUCAAGAAUUCGGGUGAUAAUGGUUGUGAUCCAUAUUCUACUGUGUGCCGUCAAUUUCCUAUUUAUUGCCGCAGACAUCGUGCCAAUGAUUCUUCUGGCUCUUGUGGAGACCUCCCUCUUCCUCACCUGCAUCCCAUUCUACCGUAUCUCCGCCAAACUACAAGCCAAUCGGACCCUGAUCAAAUCCGACACCCAAUACAUCAAAUAUCGCUGCUAUGGGAAACUCGGAGAAGUCGUGAUCUCCUCAUUCUUCUACCUCCCACUUCUCGCCGUUUAUUUCGGAAAACCCUCGACCACUAUCAUCUGGAAUUAUUACCUGACUUAUUCCAGUCAGGCUACAGUAAUCCUGAUGGUCGGUUGGCUAGGAGUACUGGCUUAUAAAGAAGCAUCCCGCCCAAUUUACAAUGGUCGGCCAAUUGGGGAAAAUCGAGAAAGCCGCUUCUAA